GACAUAAUUUUUACUUGGCGGCACCUGACUUGCUGGAUCCCAAAUCGGCCACUCAGAACUCCAAACCGAGACUAUCCUUUUCCACCAAGCCUACCGUGCUCUCUUCACGGGAGGAAAGUGAUUCGGCUAUCAAUGUUAUGAAAUGGAAGACAGUCUCAACAAUAUUCCUGGUGGUAGUCGUGUAUUUAAUAAUUGGAGCAACGGUAUUUAAAGCCCUGGAGCAGCCUUAUGAGACCUCCCAGAGAACCACCAUCGUGAUUCAGAAGCAGACGUUUGUAUCUCAGCAUUCCUGCGUGAAUGCAACCGAGCUUGAUGAACUGAUCCAGCAAGUAGUGGCAGCAAUAAAUGCAGGAAUCAUACCUUUAGGAAACACAUCUACUCAAAUCAGUCACUGGGACUUGGGAAGUUCCUUCUUCUUUGCUGGCACUGUUAUUACCACCAUAGGCUUUGGAAACAUCUCCCCAUGCACACAAGGUGGAAAGAUAUUCUGUAUCAUCUAUGCCUUACUGGGAAUUCCUCUGUUCGGGUUUCUGUUGGCUGGUGUUGGAGAUCAACUAGGGACAAUCUUUGGAAAAGGAAUUGCCAAAGUAGAAGACACGUUUGUUAAAUGGAAUGUGAGUCAGACAAAGAUUCGCAUAAUUUCAACAAUAAUAUUCAUACUGUUUGGCUGUGUGCUGUUUGUUGCUCUUCCUGCAGUUAUAUUCAAGCACAUAGAAGGCUGGAGCACACUAGAUGCAAUUUACUUUGUGGUUAUCACUUUAACUACCAUUGGAUUUGGUGACUAUGUUGCAGGGGGAUCAGAUAUUGAGUACCUGGAUUUUUAUAAGCCAGUGGUGUGGUUCUGGAUCCUUGUUGGCCUUGCCUACUUUGCAGCUGUGCUCAGCAUGAUUGGAGACUGGCUGAGAGUCAUAUCAAAGAAGACAAAGGAAGAGGUAGGGGAAUUCCGAGCCCACGCUGCAGAGUGGACAGCCAACGUCACUGCAGAGUUCAAAGAAACUCGAAGACGCCUGAGCGUGGAGAUCUACGACAAGUUCCAGCGGGCCACCUCUAUCAAGAGGAAGCUCUCUGCAGAGCUCGCCGUCAACCACAACCAAGACCUGACUCCCUGCAAGAGAACCCUGUCAGUCAACCACCUCACCAGUGAGAAGGACAUCUUGCCAGCUCUAACAAAGACAGACAACAUUUACAUGAAUGGUUUGACGCCGCACUGUGCAGCAGAAGAAAUAGCUGUAAUUGAAAACAUUAAGUAGCCAUGACUUUGGAUCCCAGCCCUUGAGAAUCUCUUGGCUGAGACUAGCCAUAUACCCUUUUCUUUCUCCCACCCUGUCAAUGAUCAAGGCUAACUGCAUUUUAUAUGUGUGCAUGAGUUUCACAGAAACGACGGUCCAGAGUUACCAUCACAUCUCUUCAAAGACAAAAAGAAUGGCACUUCUGUUAUCGAACGAUGCUGGAACAAACAACAUCUUCUGCCUUUAUCUGCCCAGACUGUUUAUCACGUCUCUUAAUGUGCCAUACGGCCUCAAGAAUGAAUCACAUUUGUUUAUGGUAACAAUGUAGCUUUGAGGGAUCAGUCCUUAAAAUUUCAGGGUCUACCUUACUGAGCCUAGGAAUGGACCAUUUCUGGACUACAACACAUUUGUAAAUGGCAAGAAAUGCUUAUGCAGCCUUUUACCUAAGAAAUUUUUGUCAGUGCCUUAUCUUUUGAAG
Molecule: messenger RNA, 1707 nt
Organism: Melopsittacus undulatus (budgerigar)
Lineage: Eukaryota; Metazoa; Chordata; Aves; Psittaciformes; Psittaculidae
Gene: KCNK2
Product: potassium two pore domain channel subfamily K member 2
Exons: 7
Coding region: 138-1250 (370 amino acids)
Biological process (GO): potassium ion transmembrane transport; stabilization of membrane potential
Cellular component (GO): plasma membrane
Molecular function (GO): outward rectifier potassium channel activity; potassium ion leak channel activity
Source: RefSeq, a predicted model, not a curated record